Cladocopium goreaui is the source of this 765-nucleotide messenger RNA. Lineage: Eukaryota; Dinophyceae; Suessiales; Symbiodiniaceae. The record is from the annotation of a GenBank genome assembly.
GACACGAAAAAAAAUCUAUGGUUAUAUCAUUAUCAAACAAAUGAUCAGGUAUACUGCGGCCUUUUGGUUCAGGCUUAAGUGCUGCCAAGCGGUUUUUUCCCCUGGGACCAAUCUGGGACCCAGGAUGCUCUUGGGUCUUUGCCAAGGGCUGCGUGAGCUGGUGAAUCAUGAUGAUGAGUGCCUCUCAGACUUCUCAGAUGAGGAUGUCUUCGAGGAGGGGUCGCCCACGACAGCGGCAGAUCUCCCAAACCUAUGACCCGGACAGCGAUGACUACCAGAUGGUAGUGACGCCUGAGUUGCCAGAGGUCAUCGAGCUGGAAGAAAAGCAACUCACCAUGGAGCAGAUCGCGAAACUUCAGCAUCGAAUUGAUUUAGGAGGCGAACCUGAGAUCAUUGAGCACUACCAGAAGGUGCAGGAGACGUGGCUGGAGAAACUGUCGAUGGCGGCAACCGGUGACCGCUUCGUGAGCAAGUUCCCAAAGGUGGACUCGCUGGCCCCAUGCAGGAUGCGCAGCAUGUCGCGAUUAUCCACAUGCGAGACAGACCUCGUAUCACUUGGCUCUCCUAGCUCUCCUGCGUCUCCUAGCUCUGCGGCUUUCAAGGGCAGCUUUGCCUCGAGCAAUGAAGCAGAGGUCACAAAUGGACGCGUGGAAGCUGCAGUGGAGACAGCAAUGAACUCAGGAUACGAAGAGAUCUCCUGCUGACUGCCGAGAUUUGGCCCGCUGAAGUCACACUCUUCGAAGUGGCAUCGAGAUAUUGUGAUCG